Molecule: messenger RNA, 833 nt
Organism: Lampris incognitus (smalleye Pacific opah)
Lineage: Eukaryota; Metazoa; Chordata; Actinopteri; Lampriformes; Lampridae
Product: saxitoxin and tetrodotoxin-binding protein 2-like
Exons: 6
Coding region: 155-754 (199 amino acids)
Source: RefSeq, a predicted model, not a curated record
GCUCAGUCCUCUGGUUUUCUUCGGGUCUGGGACGUCCUCUUACUUUAGUGGAAACUGUUGAACAAAUUUCUCAUCUUUCUUCCCGUCUGAGCUGUUGGGUUUUAGUUAUCCUGCCUGCUGGUCCCGUGCAAGACCGCUCCAGUUUGUCUUCAUCAUGUUUUUGCGGGUCCAUGUCUUUCUGGUUUUGGCUGGUUUGAGUCUGAGUGCCUCUGAAGACUGUGAACAGCUGCUCACUCCUCUUCCUCUGGACGACCUCAGCAAGCUGUUUGGCAGAUGGAACUUCAUCGAAGGUUUCACGGACCACAAAUUAUUUUCUGACAUCCUGAGUGUGGUGGACAGCUCCUGGAUUGACAUCACGCCGACACCUUCAAACAACUUUCUGGUCGUAUAUGAGUUCAAUAAGAUCAAUGGAACAUGCAACAUCUCUACCUCCAACAUGACACUCACUGGUGAUAAGACUACCGUGACACAUGCGGAAGGUGUGUCUGACGUAAAGAUUUUGCCCUCCUGCUCCCGCUGUGUGACCUUCUCCUUCGUCAGCACCGUCCCAAAUGCGGCGGUUCCCAUCCACUCUCUCUAUGUGCUAGGCAGGUCUGCGGUUCUGGAGGAAUCCGAGCUGGUAGAUUUCCGGAAGCAGGCGGAAUGUCUCCACUUCUCUCAGCCGCCGAACUUCCACUACGACGCCAAACAAGAUUUCUGUGCCAAGAAGACGGAAGAAUUAAAAGAGGAAGAGCCAGCUGAAAAUGUUUCCUGAUACAACUCCAUCUGUCAAUAAAGCAGAUGUUUUAUAGUGACUUUAAGGCAAUUAAAAAAAAAUAAAAAAUAAAAAUCGA